AUGCCCACAAGCAAUUUUCUUUUCAAUUACCUCGCAUCUAACUCAAUUAGCCAGGCAAGCACGAGAAGCAGCAGCAGCAGCAGCAUCAGGAUAUUGGGGUUGCAACCGCAGCCAGCAGGACCUCAAGCAAACAGCCAACUCCAACGCACACUGUCCACACCGAAUAAGGAUUGCAAAAUGGCCGCACUGAGAUGUACUCUAACUUUGCUGUUGGUCACCAUUAUUGUGGCUGCCAUCUUGCUGCAUGGCAGCGAGGCGGCCUACAGGAAGCCACCAUUCAAUGGCAGCAUCUUUGGCAAGCGCAAUGCCUUGGACUACGAUAAUGCCAAGGCAAUGGGCGCUGCUUGCGAGGUGGCCGUGGAGGCGUGUCAGAGCUGGUUUCCACAGAACGACAGCAAAUAGGAGCAAGCCUUGAGAGCGCAUAUUUUGGGACUGAUCUUAAAUUUACGCAUCAUGAAGCACACUAGCUCUAGUAGUCCUAGUUCUAGAUGCUGCAACUGCCUAAUCACAACCACCGACUAAAUCCAACAAAAACAAGAACAACAACAUUAAGCAUGUAUAAAAUGUAUUAGUUAAGUCGUCCAUAUACAUAAACUUACAAAACUUAUAUAGAAUAUACAAAUACUCAAUAAACUUACGAGCAAUG
Molecule: messenger RNA, 646 nt
Organism: Drosophila grimshawi
Lineage: Eukaryota; Metazoa; Arthropoda; Insecta; Diptera; Drosophilidae
Gene: SIFa
Product: neuropeptide SIFamide
Exons: 3
Coding region: 1-402 (133 amino acids)
Source: RefSeq, a predicted model, not a curated record